ACCUCGCCCAGGCGCCCGGCCCCGCACUGGAGAGCGCCAGCCGAGUCGCAGCCGGGAUCGCCAAGGAGCAAGGAAGGAGUUCCAGUCGGGAUCCAGAGUCACGGGAGAAGGCAGAGGCGCAGGCACACAGAAAGAAGAUGCAGGGGACCAUGCGGUUGUGGCUGUCAAUGAUGACCCUUGCCUUGUGCCUGCUGAUCUGCCUGGGGUCACUGGCAGAAGCAUAUCCAUCCAAACCGGACAGUCCAGGUGAGGAUGCCCCAGCAGAAGACAUGGCCAGAUAUUACUCGGCUCUGAGGCAUUACAUCAACCUCAUCACACGGCAGAGGUAUGGAAAGCGGUCCAGUCCAGAGACACUGAUCUCCGAUCUUUUGUUGAGAGAAAGCACAGAAAACAUCCCCAGGUCUAGAUAUGAAGAUCCUGCAAUGUGGUGAUGGAACUAACCACCAGUCUUCAGUCUUUUUCAGAGUUUUCAGUGCAUAAUCCAUUGCUAGAAGACCUGUUGGAAUUUUACAUCCCCUCCAGUGCAUGCAGCCAUUGUACUGAAUUCUGUAGUUUUUCCUUCAUUUUCCUUGUACAUACAUUUAUUUAAAUAAAGUACUUGUGCACUCUAAGUGUUACCAUUUUACAUGUGUGCGCAAGAAAAAAGGCCACUGUAGCGAAUAAAGCUUUGUUCUUAAGCGGUUGAGUUACAAUUUCCGUACUGUCUAGAGUAGCAUGUACAAUAACCGUAGCACCAACUCUAAUUGUUGUAAAAAUUGACAUUUAUCUAACAUUUUAUUUGAAUCAGUCUCUCGUAAAAUUUGAUUUCUAGAACAUUAUUUGUUUCAUGACAAUUACUGCCCGUGAUGCAAAUGAGAAAAAUAAAAUGAUGUGGAAAGUG
Anolis sagrei ordinatus is the source of this 880-nucleotide messenger RNA. RefSeq names its product neuropeptide Y (gene NPY). NCBI's taxonomy places the organism in Eukaryota, Metazoa, Chordata, Lepidosauria, Squamata, Anolidae. Gene Ontology annotation, biological process: feeding behavior; neuropeptide signaling pathway. Gene Ontology annotation, cellular component: extracellular region. Gene Ontology annotation, molecular function: neuropeptide Y receptor binding; neuropeptide hormone activity. The record is from RefSeq and is a predicted model, not a curated record.